Molecule: messenger RNA, 1137 nt
Organism: Trichomycterus rosablanca
Lineage: Eukaryota; Metazoa; Chordata; Actinopteri; Siluriformes; Trichomycteridae
Exons: 2
Coding region: 110-604 (164 amino acids)
Source: RefSeq, a predicted model, not a curated record
CCCCAGACCUACACUGACGUUCUCGGUGGCGCGCGCAUCUCCAACCGGUUUACCGGGAAUCCCAAAGAGGUGCAAAAGUUUUGGGACGGUCGAGGAAAUCCCGGAUGUGAUGAUGAGUAAAAGAAGAGCGGUGCUGGUGGACGAGGUUCCUCGGAAGAAACGGUGCAGCGUCCCUGAUGUGCAGCCUGACCCGGGGACGGUGGGCGCGCUGCACUGUGUGCGCGAGGUGCCGGUAACGGAGCCGGUGCACGUGCACAAGAGGAGGAAGAGCUCGAGCUGCAGUGAAGAGGAAACCGUGCAUGAGCGUCAGGACCGAGAACCGCCUCGGAAACUAACAGUGCAGCACAAACCGGACUGCACCCGAUCUUCUGGAACCUUCUCGGCCCUGAAACAAAGAUCCACGUGCACCAGACAGCACGCGGACACCGGCACGAAACCACGUGAUCGCACAAAGGUGACGCGCGCUGCUGGUGAUGAUCUUUGUGAGUACAACUCGUUCCAGUUCUGGAGGAAUCCUCUCCCUGCGCUGGAUCUGACCCUCCUGGACGACCCGUCCACUCCAGACUCGUCUCUGAAGGACACGGCGGAAGCGAUGGAGACGUGAUGGAGCUGUAUGUCCAAAAAACUGUGGUCAGACCUUCCGAUGUGAUUGGAACACGCCCGAGAUCAAAGGAAGAGCUACAUUUCUGCACUUUGCUGGAACCGUGACUAAAAAUCCAUUUCUGAUUGGUGGAUUGAUUGAUGUUCUCGUGAUCAGUUCUCUAGUGAGUGUUUUUCACCCCGUUUUGCACCCUAAUCUAGUCGUGGCCAAUUCUAAGCUCAUCUUUCUCUUCUCGCUGCUCCAGCCACCGAUCGCUUCUUUUCACCUGCAAGGGGCGUCUCCAACGGUCAGCAGAGGCCUCGCACUUACACAAGCGACAAAGAACCCUGUUUCAACCACCGUUCCUCUCCCUACAUACACACAGCCAGUCGUGUGUCUGUGUAGGCGCCCGGAUGGCUGAUAGCAAAGCUGAGAUUUGAACUGGGAAGCUUGGUUUUCUCAAAGACACAAAGUUUUACAGUGUUUGACAAACCUUCAUUCCAUAUAAGUUGGGACGAUUUGUAAAAUGUUAAUAAAACGAUAUAAAAACAUUAGAA